Molecule: messenger RNA, 1431 nt
Organism: Suillus paluster
Lineage: Eukaryota; Fungi; Basidiomycota; Agaricomycetes; Boletales; Suillaceae
Product: Paf1-domain-containing protein
Exons: 5
Coding region: 29-1357 (442 amino acids)
Biological process (GO): transcription elongation by RNA polymerase II
Cellular component (GO): Cdc73/Paf1 complex
Molecular function (GO): chromatin binding; RNA polymerase II complex binding
Source: RefSeq, a predicted model, not a curated record
AUCAUGUAUUCUAUCCUCAAAUCACGUGAUGAACUGGUGUAUGAACGAGGUCUAUCUUACGUGGGAGUCACAGGUGCGGAUAAGCUGGACAGACUCCUGGCCGGACCGCAUUAGGUUCGGUUUAAAACUCCGGCUAGAACCUUAUGGUUUGACUGCCAGUCUGAAGCUAACAAAUAAAAUGAGUCUCAGAAAGAGCAAACUUGACUUGCUCGUCCGCGUUCGGUACUCGAAUCCACUCCCCGCUCCUCCAUGUCCCCCCAAACUGCUUGAUAUCCCUACAAAUCCCUUACGCUAUGCGCAACCAGCCUUCAUCAAUGCCAUCACAAACGACACUCCUCUUCCUAUGAUUGUUGACGCCGAGUGCGGUAUGCCCCUGGACCUUGGACGGUGGGAGUGUCUAUGGGAAGAGAAUGGCGAUGAUGCCACACUCAAUCCUGACCUGGAAAACCUGCCUCCCCUCGACCCGAAGGACCGCUUCCUUCUCGGUGACCCCUCAGCGUCCGCAGCACCCUACACCAAUGGUGCAAUACCCGCGGCAUCAGGGACAUCGACACCUCUCCCUCCACACGUACCCUGGCUCCGAAAAACAGAGUACCUCAGCCGCGAAGGCGUGCAGCGCACUCCAUCAUCACAAGAAUCGAAACAACCCUUGCAACCUAUUGAUGUCUCACACGAGGCCCAACUCCGUACAAUCGAGGCCGGCUUCACCGCUUGCGCUUCCCUCGACCUGGCCACCCUGUCUCAUCCCAACAAGACUGGGGUUACCGCUGUUGAGUCCUACGAGGUGCUCCCAGACGCAGACAUAUGGGCGAAUGCAUAUGACUUGUUCCGCUUUAGCGAGCGGCCAGGCGAACGACCUGUAGACACAGAGGACCCAAGGCUGGACUGUGCAAUCCUGCGUCCGAUGGAAAGCGAUGGGGAUCACUUCCUGGCAUAUUAUCUAACGAAAGAGGACGCUGAUGCCGUAGAGUUUAAAGAGGAGCGAUUAGCACCGAAAAGCGGCGAAGAGAACAAAGCAACGGCAUUCCACUUCGUACGAGACUAUGAGACUGUCAAAAUCGAACAAGAAGUGCCCAAUGAAUUUUACUUGUUCUUGACAAUGGAGACACGGGCGAGCGCAAGCGAUACCUAUGCAGACAAGUGGCAAGUUGUACACAUUUCGCACGUGGCCAUGAGCAGCGAGGAAAUCGAGGAGCGCAAUGAGGCUCUUGCGGAGGUUGUCGAUCCGCUGUACCUUUUCUCGCGCGACGCGGAGGGUGAAGUGGAUGCAGAUGGUGAAGUGGAUGUUGCGGGGAUAGGGAUAGGUGCAGAGGGUGGUGCAGAGGGAGAUGGGGGAAUUAUGGCUGAAAUAUUCUAGUUUGUGUGUACUGUGUAAACUAUAUUUGUUGUUAUACAGUCGAUUGCUGUUGCGGAGGAGGCAGAUUCAAAGGC